UUCCCAAGUGGAACACUUCCCCCAAAGCCAUUAUUUUCAAAUUCAAACUCCCCUUCUUAUUCUUUACCAUCUAUUACAUCAAACACCUCAUUCUUUCCCUUCUGAAUCCAUUCUUACCCUCUCAAAUGUCGAAUUCAAACAAGGAUCCAAUUCCACGACAACCUUCCUACAGUUCCCUGUAUCAUAAUCCCCUUACAGAGCUCAAAAAUGAAGCCAACAAUGGCGUUUUGACCCUUCACAAUGGUCAAAACAAAGAGAAUUCGGAACCAAAUAAAGUAAAGACAAACUCGGAUCCUGUUGUAGAUAAGGAGAAUGUGGAUUCCAACAUAACAAUUGGAUGUAAACCUACACCAAUCGCAAAAUCCCGCUUGAAAGAUAGGGCAUGGAAACCAUCUUCGUUGCAGCUGUGUAUGCAGUUGAACGACCCGAUUCCAAACUUCGGUUCAAGUUUCUAUGAACCGAUUGACUCCGGAAAAAACAAUUCCGGUAACAUUUGGGAUUAUUCCGAUUCCGAAGCUGCUCCAGCUUCCUCAUGGUCUACACUUCCGAACAGAUCGUUGUUGUGUAGGCCAUUGCCAGUGGACAUUGGAAGGUGUACUUGUAUUAUCGUGAAGGAAAAAUCUGCUGACGGGAUUAAUGGCGGAAGUGUAUACACUCUGUACACUAAUGAAGGCCAAGGAAGACAAAAUCGGAAACUUGCUGUAGCUCAUCAUAGACGUCACAACGGAAGAUCUGAGUUCAUAAUUGCUCAGAAUACAAAAGGGAUCAUAUCUUGCGCAGAUGAUAGUUAUGUCGGAAGUGUAACUGCAAAUCUCUUGGGUUCCAAAUACAAUAUCUGGGAUCAGGGUCGACGUCUUAAUUCCAUGACUAAACACUCUAAACUUCUAGCAGCAGUAUCAUUUGUGCCUACGAUAGCAACAUGGACAGGAAGCUACAGGAGUAUGAAAGCGUGGCUUCCUAAACAUCAGUCUAUGCAACUGAAGAAUACAACUCAGGCUCAGCAUAUAAAUGGAUUACCUACGGGUUGGGAAGAGAGAAUGGAUAGAGUACAUCAGCUGUUUUCAAAAGUUCCAUGCUACAACAAUAUCACAAAGCAAUAUGAGUUGGACUUCAGAAAUAGGGGAAAAUCAGGACUUAAAGUCCAGAGUUCAGUCAAGAAUUUCCAGUUGACUUUGGAGAAAAAUGGAAAACAAACAAUUCUACAACUUGGGAGGGUUGGAAAGUCGAAGUAUAUGAUGGACUACAGAUAUCCGUUGAACGGUUAUCAAGCCUUCAGCAUAUGUUUGGCUUCUAUUGAUUCAAAGCUUUGUUGCACCAUGUGAUGAUGAUAUUAUGAUCAUUUCUUAUGAAUUAUGAUGUCUCUCAUUUUUAAAUAUUUUCUUAAGGCAAUUAACUAAUUUGUCUA
Molecule: messenger RNA, 1405 nt
Organism: Lactuca virosa
Lineage: Eukaryota; Viridiplantae; Streptophyta; Magnoliopsida; Asterales; Asteraceae
Source: the annotation of a GenBank genome assembly